AUGGCUCCUCCCAAAAAGGGUCCCUUCAGUGGGCGUCGUAUUGUUCCAGUACAAAGUACAACUAACUAUUUUGAUAGGUUUUUCGUCGUGACACGUAAAUCGGAAUCGAAUGAAACAUUUCAGACAGUGUCGCCAUUUCUGGUCCAAAAAGCCGUAACAGCAACUGUCGGUGAAGUUACUUCAAUCAAAAAGAUGCGCUCUGGUGACUUGUUAGUAGAGGUGAAUUCUCGAAAGCAAGCCCAGCAAAUGCAAAAAUUAAAGGCUUUGGCUUCAAUAUCUAUAUCUGUAAAACCUCAUAAUUCUUUAAAUAUGUCUAAAGGUGUUAUUACCUGCGGUGAGCUGCUAAAUAUCCCUGUUGAUGAAAUUGUACAUGAAAUGAAAUCGCAAGGAGUUGUAGACGUCCGCCGUAUCACAAUUUGGCGUGAUGGACAACGUCUUGAAACGAAGCAUCAUAUUUUAACGUUUAAGACUACAAACUUACCUGAAUUUGCUUACGCAGGAUACAUAAAACUACCAGUGAGGCCUUACAUUCCUAACCCACUCAGAUGCUUUCAAUGCCAGCGCUUUGGCCACUCAAAGGCAAAUUGCCGCGGGUCACUCACCUGUGCCCGUUGUGCAGAAAAGGGUCACGACAGUCAGCAGUGUGACUCAAAAGAAAAAUGCGUCAACUGCAAUGGGGAUCAUCCAUCCUAUUCUCGCAUUUGCCAACCACUUACAACAAAAACAAAAACUGCGGAAAAAAUAACAGAAUCUGAUACAGAACAAUCUAUGAACAGUAUUCAUGAAACUCCUGCACCACCUAAACCAAAACGGAAAUCAAAGUCAAAAUCACAAACUUCACUGACGUUAAAUCUUGCGAAACGCGGCCUUUCAGGAAAAGAUAUUCCUCUGAAAUUGAAGAAAUCGACCUUGAAGAAUUCCGUCGCAUUGGGGUUAGCGACGCAGGGUGUUGCCCACAAGGACUUGACGUCCAUAUUUGGUGGCAUAUCCAAUAACCCCGAUAUUAAAUUGCACCCAUCUGAGGAUGAAUCGGAACUUGACAUGAGUUUCGAAGAUCAAGCAACUCCAGCAAAUGUUUCCACACACUCUCCUUCAAAAACAGACUCUUAA
This is a messenger RNA of Argiope bruennichi, 1110 nucleotides long. RefSeq lists its product as uncharacterized. Gene Ontology annotation, molecular function: zinc ion binding; nucleic acid binding. Lineage: Eukaryota; Metazoa; Arthropoda; Arachnida; Araneae; Araneidae. The record is from RefSeq and is a predicted model, not a curated record. Bases 1 to 1110 code for a protein of 369 amino acids. The transcript is spliced from 2 exons.